GCAGCGCCCAGCUGCCAGCAGACGACAAAAUGUUUACAAGCGCGCUGCGGUGUGUGCGGGUUUGUCAGCUGAUUCUCGGCGCUCGCAUGGCUUCGACGAGCUCCCUGCUGGCGUGAGAGCAACCGACAUUCGCGCGAUACAGGAGUUGGCAGGCAUGGGGGAGGACCUGCACCACGCGCCCGAGCCCGAGGAGCCGGCGCCUGCGCACUCGGGGGUAGACUUCCCGCAGCACGACCGUGCGCCGCGGGAAGCCGCUCCGUCCGCCGCAGGGGCGCCUCCGAACUGCGAGGACAACAAACACGACCUCCACACCACAGAGACUGGCCCCAGGAAGGGCCUAGCCUCCGCGCUCAAGGACGCCGGCGCCGGAGGCGAGACGCCGGAGUACUGGGGCGCGCUGACAGAGGCCAUGGACGCGUGGGGCGACUCGGAGGCGCCCCUGGACUCGCGGCCCCAGUGGUUCGACGAGGCCCGGUUCCGCCGCGGGCAGCAGUUCGCCACCGACUACCUGUUCGGCCUCAUGCUGGCCGAGAUGCUGUCGCUGCUCGUGCUCUUCUCCUUCGCCGACGGCCUGCAGCCUCUCAUCUCCACCCGCAAGUCCGACACGCCCUUCAAGGCGUUCCGGCGCUACCUGUCGACGGUGACGCGCGUCCGGUCGUGGUACGAGGGCGACCCGUGGGCCGUGGACGGCGCCGCCAGGAGGAACCUGCGCGCGGUGCGCUCCAUGCACGCGGCUGUGCGCGGCAAGCUCAACUCCAACUCCCCCUCCCCCUCCUCGCUCGGGCUGGAGGGCCCCCUGUGGAGCGACCUGCUGGCGGAGGUGCGAGGAGACCACGCGGCCGCCUGCCCCUUCGGCUCGGCCAGCCUCGUCUACAGCCGGCCCCGCGACCGCCGCCUCUUCGUCAACCAGGCCGACAUGGCCUUCACGCAGUUCGGCUUCGUGGGGCUCAUGCUGGUGUACCCGGCCAGGUUCGGCGCGGCGGGCGCCAGCGACGAGGCGCUGGACGGCUUCGCGCACCUCUGGCGCACAAUCGGCUACCUGCUGGGCGUGGAGGACCGCUACAACUUCUGCGCCGGCUCGCUGGCAGAGGUGAGGCGCCGCUCCGAGGACCUGCUCCGCCUGUGCGUGCGCCCCAACCUGCGCGACGUCACCGCCGACUGGGAGCACAUGUCGCGCUGCAUGGUCGAGGGCAUCAGCUACUACGUGCCGGGCCUCAGCUUCGAGACCUCGCUCUGCUACCUGGACACGCUCCUGGGCGUCGACUGCCCGCGCCUCUGGGCUGCCAUGACGCUCUGGCAGCGCUUCAUGUUCCGCCUCAUGUGGCUCGUCAUGUGCUGGGUGCUGCGCCUGCCCGGGGCCUUGCCCCUCCACAACUGGCUGCUGCGCGUAAGCCUCAAGAGCGCGGAGACCUACUCGCCGGCGCGGCUGGCGCGGCUGGAGCGGCGGCGGUACGCCUACCAGGACGCCGGCCCGGCCGUUUGCACACGGCUCUGAGCGCCUCCGACUCACUGCGGCGCCACGCUUGCGAAGUGAGGUCCGACCCCGGGCUGCUCCGUGUUGAAUCACGUGCAUUGCCUUUUUUAUGCCAGUAACUUAUUACUUGAAGGGACCUUGACAUAGUGUGCUGAGCUUCAAUACAAGACGUCUCAUUCAAAAACUGCCCAAUAUUUUAGGGUUUUUCAUUCUGCAUUAUCAUCAUCAUCAUAGGCGUGCGCACGGUAGGUGCCACAGGUGCCUUGGCACCACCAUUAGGGUUAAUGUUAUUUUAUUUUUUACAAGCAGAAAUAAUACAUACUUACAAAAAACCGUAUUAUUUCCAAAAAAAAAUAUGUUUUCCAAUUGUGUCGAGUUACAGAUAUGUGCUCAUAACACUAUCAGUAUAUCAAUUAUCAAUCGAACCAACUAUACACACGGAAACAAGCCAGUUGCAAUUACUUGUGUUGUACACGCGGGCCGCGACUACGAAACUUCUGAAAUGUAAAUACUUCUCCUAGUUCUCCUCGAAUUACAUAGAAUGCGCGCUCGGUGUCCACUGUUCACUCCACUCGGCAGGCGCACGGAAUAAUAGCCGCCGUUGCCCAGGGGCGUAGCCAAAGGGGGGGGGGGGGGGGGUGUUAGGAGUUCAACCUCCCCCCCCCCCCUUAGCACCAAUUCUUUAAUUAAUUUCUUAUUCAUCACUCAAACAAAUUCCAUAUUAAAAUUAAUAAAAUUUUUACCAUAACAAUAUUUAACUUUAAGAACCAAAAACUGCUAAAAUAGCACUAUUUUACACCUUAAAAUCCACAUUUUCCCGGGGAAAGACCCCCGGGCCCCCCCCCUUUAAUACCGGGGGGGGGGGGGGGGAGGGGCAUGCUUCUUAACACCCCCCAUACACAAAUCCUGGCUACGCCACUGCGUCCGCCAGGUAGCACUACUGUGUAGUGUUUACUCUUACUGUUUACUCAUCAGUUUACUGUUCUGAGUACACGAGUACAGCCUGUGUUUGUUACGUGGAUCACUAAUUAAUUAAUUAUCAUUUUAUGUUCACUAGUUGACAGUUGUUAUAGUUCGUUAAUUGCUGUAUAUAUCUGUCUGUAUAAUGUAUAAAUGGGUGAUUAAAAUUAAAAAGCCGGAUCCCGAAAAGGAUUACUCGAUUACUUAUAUGCAGUCGCCAACAAAACAUUUUUGUUGUUUAAAACUUUUGCCCACUCUGAUUUGUGUAUUUUUAUUAUUUUAAUAUUUUACAUAUUUGAUGUAUUUUACAAAAAAUUUCCCUUGAUUUGUUGAUUUUAAAACUUAACAUAUGAGAAUGUUUUUUCUAGCAUUUAUUUGGCGUCUUCAGAAAACAUGUAAGUACGGUUUUUCAAAGCCACCAGCAUUAAUUCCGUGCAAACAAUUUGUGCAAUUUACUUUAUGGCUCAACAAAGCUUAAAACUGUUAAUAGUUUAGUAGUUUUCCUGGCGAUUAAAACGUUCAAAGCCAUAAUUUGUCAUAAAAAAUGUUAAAAUUUUUACAUCUGUGUAUUUAAUGUUUUUGUUCGGAAACACCUUAAAUAGCACCAUUUUGCGCUUUCAAAUCCAAAUUUUUCCGGGGGAGGACCCCCGGACCCCCCGCUUUAGGCUCGGGUCCGUGGAUGAUAAGGCUGUUAAGUAAUCUGGCACCACCACUACUGAAGUCCUGCGCACGCCUAUGAUCAUCAUCGUCAUUUGCAUUUCCAGCUGCUGGCUGGGUCUGCCUUGUAUCGAAAGAAAAUAGCAAUUGAGAAACUGGACCUAUAUAUGUAUCUAAGUGAUGUUUAUUUUAUUUAUUUCUGAAGUGUAACAGUUUGUUUUUAGUUAUUUCCGGCAAACUAUAAGCAGGAACACAUUUCAUUCACUGAAUAUGUUCUUUCUUGCAAAAAGAAGAAUCCUUUACAAUGGGAACAGUGUAUUAUUUACCAAUGCAUUAACAAUCUAUUCAAAAAUUCGUAUUUUAAUGCUUCCUUUAAAAAAAAAAAAUUCUGUUUUUUUUUUUUACAGGAGCCCAGCACUAAAAUUUUGUAUUUUUUUUCUAUUUAAUAGUUUAUUAUAUCCACUAACAGUCAAUAUUUUUAGGAGAGUACAAAUACUUGAAACUUUGUAAUUUAAUUUAAUGUUUUUAGGAUGUAAAUUCUGGAAUAGAAUUAGUAUUUUGUUGUUGGAUGCUGGACACCAAUCAAGAAUUAGGUUUGAUUUUAUUUAUGGCAAACUUUACAUUAGUGAAUAUAUGAAAUGUUAUUUAUAUUUUAAGGUAUAUUUUAUUAUUUAGGGGAUUAUAUUAACUGCACAAUAGAGCCAUUCUCAACCAUUUCCUUUCUAACAGAUGCAGAGUAGUCAGCUAGCCAACCUCCCUGGUUGGCUGCGUUAGUUACAGCUCUGGAGCAACAAAUUGUCUUUUAAAUUAUUUUGAUCAUUAGGUUUUCUUGGGGUUCUCCGGGUUCCCCCAUCUACGCACGCCCUGCCUUAGUGCCUCAUCCAGUUCUGACAGGUGAAAAGCCUGUUAGGGUGAGUUUUAGUCCUGUCCCAACACCCAAUUUUUGCACUUUUCACUCCCCUCAAAUCAGUUCAAUAGUAGUAGGUACCACAUAAUGCACAGGUGCUAGCAAAUAGCAUAAACCUAAACCUUUGGCGUGCUUACUCUUCCCACAGGAACCCACUCCAAUUUAACCACAGAUUUUGUCUAUUAAUCACACAUUCACCUUAAAAUUAGGAUAAAAACUUAGUAACUAUGUACAUACAUUUUAAAAUUAUAUUUUGUAUCCCCUAUCUGUACUUUACUGACAUUUAUAAUUUUAUUAAUACUACCUACCUUAUUAAAGGAGUGAGGUUGUAAUCAUCUUUUUUAUAUUAGUAUAAAUAAUGAAAUUGUGAUACUAUACUGAAUGUGGCAUGAAAGAGUUACAUAGUUUUAUGUAAUGAAAUUAAAUUAAUUAUUAUUUUGACUAGU
This is a messenger RNA of Bacillus rossius redtenbacheri, 4444 nucleotides long. RefSeq lists its product as uncharacterized. Bases 155 to 1495 code for a protein of 446 amino acids. Lineage: Eukaryota; Metazoa; Arthropoda; Insecta; Phasmatodea; Bacillidae. The record is from RefSeq and is a predicted model, not a curated record. Gene Ontology annotation, molecular function: oxidoreductase activity. The transcript is spliced from 5 exons.